Messenger RNA from Fukomys damarensis (Damara mole-rat), 3734 nucleotides. RefSeq names its product lipase G, endothelial type (gene Lipg). NCBI's taxonomy places the organism in Eukaryota, Metazoa, Chordata, Mammalia, Rodentia, Bathyergidae. Gene Ontology annotation, biological process: lipid metabolic process. The record is from RefSeq and is a predicted model, not a curated record. The coding region runs from base 265 to 1767 and encodes 500 amino acids. The transcript is spliced from 10 exons. Gene Ontology annotation, molecular function: lipoprotein lipase activity; protein binding.
UCGCCUUGGGACAGCGAGGAGCCCAGGCUUCCCGGAGGCCCAGGGCGAGGGUGGCUCUGGCUCUGCUGCAAGCCCUUCCUCAAUCUCCCUUCCCUCAGCUCGCAGUCAGAGCAGCCAAGGUUUCCACGCUCUCCUCCAGCUGUCCAGACCACCACCUGGCUGUGCAACUGCUCACCUGUGAGGUGUACCGGCUUGGAACGUGGUAGUGGCUUUUUUGAAAAUCCCUGAUUCAGAGGAGGGGGCGUGGCGGGGAAGGGGAGAAGGAUGAGAAACUCCGUUCUUCUGCUCUGCUUCUGGAGCAUCUAUUGUUGCUUUGCGGCGGGAAACUCCACACCCUUUGGUCCCCAGGGACAGCUGGAAGAUGAGCUUCACAAAUCCAAGGAGGUGCAGACUACAGCCAAACCCUCUGUGCAUUUUAUCCUCCGAACCUCUAAGGAUCCAGAGCAUGAAGGAUGCUACCUCUCCAUUGGCCGCAAUGAGCAAUUAGAAGAUUGUAGCUUCAACAUGACAGCUAAAACCUUUUUUGUCAUUCAUGGAUGGACGACUGGUGGCAUGUUUCAUGACUGGCUGUACACACUUGUGUCGGCCCUGCAGACAAGAGAGAAAGAUGCCAACGUAGUGGUGGUGGACUGGAUACCCCUGGCUCACCAGCUGUACACAGAUGCUGUGAAUAACUCUAGGGUAGUGGGGCACAGUGUGGCAAAGAUGCUUGACUGGCUGCAGGAAAAGGAUGGUUUUUCUCUAGAGAAUGUUCACUUGAUUGGCUACAGCCUUGGAGCACAUGUAGCUGGGUAUGCUGGCAACUUUGUGAAAGGAACAGUGGGCAGAAUCACAGGUUUGGAUCCUGCUGGGCCCAUGUUUGAAGGGGUGGACAUCGACAAGAGGCUGUCCCCUGAUGAUGCAGACUUUGUGGACGUCCUGCACACCUAUACACGGUCCUUUGGCUUGAGCAUAGGGAUUCAGAUGCCUGUGGGCCACAUCGACAUCUACCCCAAUGGUGGUGACUUCCAGCCAGGCUGCGAAUUCAGUGACAUCUUGGCAUCGAUUGCAUAUGGAACAUUCCCAGAGGCAUUAAAAUGUGAGCAUGAACGAGCUAUAGACCUCUUUGUUGAUUCCCUGGUGAAUGAGGACAAGCCAAGCUUUGCCUUCCAGUGCACAGACUCCAAACGCUUCAAAAAGGGGAUCUGUCUUAGCUGCAGGAAGAAUCGUUGUAAUAGCAUUGGCUACAACACUAAGAAAAGAAGAAACAAGAGGAACACCAAGAUGUACUUAAAAACCCGGGCAGGCAUGCCUUUCAGAGUAUAUCACUAUCAGAUGAAAAUCCAUGUCUUCAGUUACGAGAACAGAGGGAACAUCGAGCCAACCUUUUACGUCACCCUGUAUGGUACUAAUGCAGACUCCCCGAUUCUGCCCUUGGAAAUAGUGGAGCAGAUCGGGCUGAAUGCCACCAACACCUUCUUGGUCUACACUGAAGAAGACUUGGGUGACCUCUUGAAGAUCAAACUCACGUGGGAGAAGACAUCACAGUCCUGGUACAACCUGUGGAAGGAGCUUCGCAGCUACCUGUCUCAACCCAGCAGCUCUGCUCAGGAACUGCAUAUCCGGCGCAUUCGCAUCAAGUCUGGGGAGACCCAGCAAAAAUUGACUUUUUGUGUGGAAGAUCCUGAGAACAACAGCAUUUCCCCUGGCCAGGAGCUCUGGUUUCACAAGUGCCGAGAUGGCUGGAGAGUGAAAGGUGAAAGCAGUCCCACUGUGAAACUUGCCUGAGGAGCUGGAAAUCCUGGCCAGCAUGCCAGCGUGCACCUUAGCCCUGCUGUCUACACACAUGGAAGAAAGUUACUGCUGAGGACUCACCAGAAGAAGAACCCCUCUCAGCUUGAUCCUGGAGCCUCUGGACCUACAUGUGUCCCCUGAUGAUUGUGGCUUUUCUAUGGACAGAUAACUGUGCACGCUAGACGAGCUAUCUCUGUUGACACCUCUGGAAUUGAGUCUAUAUUUGUGUGCCAGCAGCAAAUAUUUAGGGUUCCCUGUAUGCACCGGUGGGUCUCCUGGUUGCUGAUUGAGUCCAGGCUUUGCCUGACAGGGAAUGUUGGCUGUGAAGCAGCUUUGCUUGGAAGACCACUUAUCCUGACUUGAGCCUCAGUGAAUGGUCUUUCCCUCAGGAGCUGACUCGUAUCAGGAUGGCAGACCUGUUACCUCACUGGCCCAGAAAGGGGCCAUUAGAUUAGGCUGGUGCAAGCCCUGCUAUGGGAGUUUCCAUGGGCUGGUUUGAUCCAUACGGUUACAUCUCUUAAACAUUCCAUCCUGCUCCCCAAACUCACCCUCUGAAGCACACAUAUUGGCUUUCUCUUUUUUCCCUUGUUCAUAUUUUGAUUGAACAAGUAUUUAUUGAGCACUUAAAAUUAGUUAACAUGUGGUAGUAGACACAGUGCUCAGUGUCACCAUUUGAAACCUGAAUAGGGUUCAGGUUCCUAGAAUCCCUUCCAGUAUGUGAAAUGAGUGUGUGUGUGUGUGUGUGUGUGUGUGUGUGUUUUGAAAGACCGGAGGUGUAUAGGGGGUGGGAAACUACAGGCUACAGGAUUUGGGAACCUUAUGGCUUUAAGCAGCUGUUACCUAUUCUCAAUGGUCAUGUGCCAUUUCCUCCAAGAGUGACAUGUUUAAUCACCAGCAGAAUAUCAAGAAGAAUGUCAUACACUGAGGACAUAACAGUAGCUGAUUGUUAGAUAUGACUGCUUUGGAGCAAAAUCUCCUCUGUUUUAGGAGCUAGGAGAUAGUAACAUAUGUUCUACAAACCUACUGAUGCAUAAGCCAGCACCUGUCAACAGAGCUAACUCUAAGAUUUUAGGUGGUGCUCUUUUCUUCCUUGAAAUACCUUAUUUUCAUACCAGUGCCUUUUUUGUGUUGUAUGUCUUGCAAAAGCCUCUGAUUCUAGACCUGGAUUUGAAUUAAUAAACAUGAUACCUAAGAUCCCUUUUUAUACUUUUCAUGUAUGUGACCUAAGUAGAGUGAAGUGACCAGGGCCACUGCCAUUAUCCUUAUUUUACAAGACUGAUAACAAAAUUGAGGCUUAGUGAGAUUCAGCCACAUGCCUGGAAUGAUAUACUAAAUUGGUGGUGCAGCCAGGCCGAGGAGCCAGGUUUCCUGGAGGCAAAGUUCAUGAUACACUCAUCUUUCCAACUUCAUGAAGACAUCUAUAGCCAUUUUCUACCAGUAUGCCCAGAUGUGACAGGGAACAUUUUUCCCCAGAGUCAUAUAUAAAAUCUGAAGCCCUUUUAUUAAUAUACAACCAGGAGAAAACCUGUGCCAAAGGGUUGGGUUUUCUUAUGGGUGAGAUUUAUUUGGGAGGAGGCAUGAUAUCAGUUGAGGACGAGAGAGUGAUUUUCUCUGCAUUUAGGUUUUUAAAAGACAUUGUUUCAAUCUGUGUUGUGCCAAAGUUAUAUCACUAUUUAAUGCCAAACUUCUGAGGACAUAACCAGUCAAGUCUUAAUUCAAAAUAUGCUUUUAAUCUGCUUGUGCGCUUCUGUGAUUGCUUUCUAGCCAAAGUGAAACUUGUAUUACUGGCCAUUCACCCUGGUGCAUAUGACUUCUGGUUUUUUAGUAAUGGAAACUUUGGGAACUGAAUCUUCAGUGGAUUGUGUAUUUAUGCAUGUGGCUUGAAGCCUUAUUUGUAUAUAUGAUCCUUUUUAAAAUUCUACAUAAAGCACUAUUUAUUUCUCAAGUGUGUAUAAUGUAUA